Molecule: messenger RNA, 4852 nt
Organism: Sciurus carolinensis (gray squirrel)
Lineage: Eukaryota; Metazoa; Chordata; Mammalia; Rodentia; Sciuridae
Gene: Slc35e2b
Product: solute carrier family 35 member E2B
Exons: 9
Coding region: 696-2102 (468 amino acids)
Cellular component (GO): Golgi apparatus
Molecular function (GO): antiporter activity
Source: RefSeq, a predicted model, not a curated record
CAUUGACCGUGGCGGACAGUGCUGCUGUGCUGAGACAGUAAGGAGAAGGCCUUUCAGUGUGGGUCCCAGAGGCCUGGAAGAGCCGUCCUCACCCCAGUGCACGUGGGCAGCUCAGAGAGACCUCAGGGUUUCCUGGCACAGAAGUGGACGACUGGACAGAUGAGUGGAGCUGUGGGUCAGAGCUGACCCCAGAGCCUCCAGCGUUGUCCUGCACCAGAGCUAGGAAGGGUCACCAUCAUGCUGUGGGGAGUCGGGCUGUCUCCAUGGCUGUCUGGGGAGCCCCAAGCGUGUAGGUGGGUGAGCAAGAGCUGGGGAGGUCUUUGGGGUCACAGUGCAGGAUUCACCUGGGAGGGGAGGUGUGACUGGCCCUGGGGGCAGAUGCGAGCAAGUGGAGCCGCCCCCUCCCGCUGCUGGCUGGGCACCCUUCUAAAUCAAAACAGGGCCGGGAAGAAAGCAAGACCAAGGUGUCAAGACAGGAACCCAGAAACCCCAGGAUUCAGCUCUGGAGGCUUCUGUCAGGCAUUUCAGCCUCUGCUUCCAUGCCCUCCUGGCAAGAGGCAGUUUCGGGGACCAUGUUCAUGCCAGCCGGGACCACCGCUUCCUCCCCUCUGCCAGCGCCCUCGCACCCGGGCAGUGACCGUGACCUAUGCUGCCCACCCUUGAGAUAAGCUGGUUCUCCUGGGCAGGACACCAGCAUGUCGUCUUCCACGAAACCCGAGGCACAGGAGACCUCACCCAGCCCCGUGGAAGAGCCCAGGGGAAAACCGCUUCUGGCCUGGGGCUCUCUUCUUGGUCACCGAAGCGAGAAGAUUGCUUUCACCAAGAGCGAGGGCGGCCGGGAGGAGAGUCUGCUCACCGUCACUAUCACGGAGACCACUGUCAUCGAGUCGGACCUGGGCGUGUGGAACUCCCGGGCCCUGGCCUACCUCACGCUCUGGUUCUUCUUCAGCUUCUGCACACUGUUCCUCAACAAGUACAUCCUGUCUCUGCUGGAGGGCGAGCCCAGCAUGCUAGGUGCAGUGCAGAUGCUGUCCACCACGGUCAUCGGGUGUGUGAAGACCGUCGUGCCCUGCUGCCUGCACCAGCACAAGCCCCGGCUCUCCUACCCGCCCAAUUUCAUCAUGACCAUGCUCUUCGUGGGCCUAAUGAGGUUUGCGACCGUGGUCUUGGGGCUGGUCAGCCUGAAGAACGUAGCCGUGUCCUUUGCUGAGACAGUGAAGAGCUCUGCCCCCAUUUUCACAGUGAUCCUGUCCCGGAUGAUCCUGGGGGAGUACACAGGGCUGCUGGUAAACCUGUCCCUCAUUCCUGUCAUGGGAGGGCUGGCCCUGUGCACAGCCACUGAGAUGAGCUUCAACAUCCUGGGCUUCUCAGCUGCACUGUCCACCAACAUCAUGGACUGUUUGCAGAAUGUUUUUUCAAAAAAACUCCUCAGUGGGGACAAAUACCGAUUCUCGGCCCCGGAGCUGCAGUUCUACACCAGCGCUGCUGCUGUGGCCAUGCUGAUUCCUGCCUGGAUCUUCUUCAUGUGGGCCAGCAGAGCACCCUUGGUUCUGGCCCUAGGACCUGCCCAUGAUCGGGAGGAGCAGGACAAGCUUCAGCUACAACCAGGACGUGGUGCUACUGCUCCUGACGGACGGGGCCCUGUUCCACCUUCAGAGUGUCACUGCAUAUGCCCUCAUGGGGAAGAUCUCCCCUGUGACAUUCAGCGUCGCCAGCACCGUGAAGCACGCCUUGUCCAUCUGGCUCAGCAUCAUUGUCUUCGGCAACAAGAUCACCAGCCUGUCGGCCGUCGGCACCAUCCUCGUGACAGUGGGCGUCUUGCUCUACAACAAGGCCAGGCAGCACCAGCAGGAGCUCAUGCACAGCCUGGCCACAGCCACCAGCUGGGUCCCCGAGGACGGCACAGAACCAUUAGGUCCACCGGACCCCAGACAGCACGUUCACCCCUGAAUGCAGGAGGCCCCUGGCUAGCUAGGCCCCUGCAUGCUCCUCCUGCCACUGGGUCCCUGGAGAGUGGCCUGGCGUUGCCCCCUGCACCACAUAGGUGGGCUGGGGGACAGAGGCUCCUGGGACCAGCUCCUGUAGGACGUGGACUCCACUGACAGCUGAGCACUGCAGGAGUGACCAGCCUGUACCCACUCUCCAGGCUGACCAGGCCGCAGUUGGGCCAGAUCCCACCACCUCUGAGGGUGACUUCUGGGCCGUCUGGUGCCAGCAGAGAGACCUCGACUCCCGACACCAGCCACCACCGGCACUGGAGCUGCCUGGUCCGACCACAGUCUCCCCCCGUGUGCUGCUGUCCCAGGUGUCCAGACCCUGGUACAGAAGCCACAGAAGGCAGAGAGGUACCCAAGCAAAGGUCUCAGCUGCUGAGGGGGGCUAGGCUCUCUCCAGCUUCAGAGCUGUACUCAGGGAGGGCCCUGUGGCAAUAUCUGCCCCCACAGCCACUGCAUCACGUGACACUGGAGGGCAGGAUUGCCGAUUGAAUUGCUCUGUGAAAAGAAAAGUCACCCUUCACAGCCUGUGUGGCACUGAGCCCCUCACCUCUGGGGGCAGUUGUCCACCCUGGAGGCUGAGGACAGAUUUAGUUGCAUUUAGCUUGGUUCCCAUCCAGCAACAGCCCAUUCCCAAUCUCCUGGUGGACCACCCUGCAGGACCCCGAGGGGGCAGGGGGCAGGGGGCAGGGGAGCCUUUGGCGGAAGUUGGCAUCAGGUUGUGCUGCCUGACACUCCACUCACUAGCGAAGCUGGCAGCCACAGGGCGCUCGGAGGCACAUGUGUGUCAGGUAGCUGUGUCCACUCACACAGCCCGUACUGCCCGAGGGACCUCAACAUGCUAGUGCCCUGGCCACUAGGCGGCUGAGUCUGUCGGACACAUGGGUGCUGGAGCUGGCUCUGCCCUUGCCUUGCGGGGUGUCUGACCGGGUACAUGGGUCCUGGGCCAGCAAGUCUGGAAUCCUGUCGCCCCAGGCUUGGGGCCUGUGAGCUGCAGCCACUGGCACCAGUGGUUCCCUGGCCUCAUUCCCUUCCCCACUUGUCAGGUGGGCAGCCACAACCAGCUCACUGGUUUUCCCCUUGGUUUCUCACCUGGAAAAUAUGGCAGCAGUUCCCCCUAGAAGUAAAACCUCUCAGAAACAAAGAGCAAUGACCAUGCCUCCAUUCUGUCCUGACUUGAGAAGGUUUUCGUGAUGAUGGGUCAAAUGAGGUCUUUGAAUCUACAAGCUGCCUUUUUAGAGGAGCUGCCCUGGGUGUCAGGGAUGGGCCAAGUAUGUGCUCCUGCAUGCAGGGCCCCCCGCCAGUGAAGACAUUUUCUCAUUGAUUCCGCCCAGGUUUCUGUUUCCUUCCUUCCUCUACUGCUUUUCCCCAAAACUAAAGAAAAGGCAGUGGAGGUGGCAUUUGGGUGGUGCUGUUGGACUGAUGUGCACCCAAGCCUGCACCAGGCUCUGACAGUGAGGGGCACAGAGCUGUGGUGUGACCAGGAGACCCCCUGGACCUGCAGACACUUGUGAGUGUGUGGAGAGGUCCAGGCGCCUGGCUUCUGAGUAUUGUUUGCAUUUCUGGUCCACCCUCUCCUGUGGACUUAGGCAGUCUCCAAGUGGUGGCCCUCCCCUGCUUCAGAAGCAGCUCUCAGCCUGUCUGGAUUUCAUUAACUCAUUAGCAAGCGAGGCAGUUUCCUGUAGAGGUGCUUUGGAGACCUGUCUGCGUCCCAGGCAGGAAGACCACGAGAGCCGGGUGUGGCCAACACCGAGCCCUCACCCACCUUCACGUCCUUUCCCGUCUUGCCACCAGCUCAGACUUCUCACGGCACUUCCAGGACAUGCCCGAGGCCUGGCUUGGCUACAUGUGUGUGACUGUACUGAUGGAUGCUUUUUUAUUAACUGUCUGUCUGGUCUUUUAGGGAACCAUGACAGAUGUGGUGUAGAAACCCAGACGCUGGGAGUCAUGUGGUUGGUGAUUCUUCCCAUGGCUGUGUUUAUCGUCUGCCUUUGUAGACAAACAACACGCCAAUCAGACCUUCCCAGUGGGGCAUCUGCUUCUUCCUUACACCCAUACUUAGAGAUGUGUAGAUUUCUAAUUUUGAAACAACUUCCAUGGGGGCUGGGGAGUAACUCAGUGGUAGACCACUUGCCUAGAACAUGCAAGGCCCUGGGUUCCAUCCACAGCACUACAGGGAAAAAACAAAAACAAGAAACAAAAGUGGAACUCCAAAAUCUCCACUACUGAACUGCAUAAAAAGCUUUAUUAAAAAAUCUGAUAGUCAUAAUUUCCUGUGUGUCAGCAUUAACAGAAUCUGCCUCCCUGGGAAGUGGAGAACACUCUUGCACAAUUCAAAAUGUGUCUUUAAUUUGGAAAAAGAAAUAUAGUGAAUCAGAGACAGUUUUUUAAAAAGCUAUAUAAGGAAAUCAGCAAAAUAGAGCUCUGCUUUGUAGUGUGCCUUUAAAAUGCUUGUCAGAAACUUGUGGGUUUAGCUUUCCUGGGAACAGCCACUAAAAUGGGUCAGUGGGGAUAGUAGGGGUACAACUUUUUACAUUCAUCCAACUGGUGUGGGGGGGGUGUUUUAUUUAGGUGCUGGGGACUAAACCUGGGGCACUUUACCACUGAGCUAUAUCCCCAGCCCUUAUUUUUAAUUUUGAGCAAGUCUCACUAAAUUGCCCAGGCUGGCCUCAAACUUGCCAUCCUCCUGCUUCAGCCUCCUGAGUCACUGGGAUUACAGGCGUGCGCUGUUGUGCUGGGCUACAAGCAGUGCUUUCUAAGGUCUGAAAGUAUUUACACUGUCACGCUGGGUUGGAAAAAGUAAGUAUGUUAUUACAGGUAGAAAUCACUUCCUUUUUUUUUUUUUUUGGCUUUGACCA